Aureobasidium pullulans EXF-150 is the source of this 1488-nucleotide messenger RNA. RefSeq lists its product as uncharacterized. Lineage: Eukaryota; Fungi; Ascomycota; Dothideomycetes; Dothideales; Saccotheciaceae. Bases 1 to 1488 code for a protein of 495 amino acids. The record is from RefSeq and is a predicted model, not a curated record. The transcript has a single exon.
AUGGCUGAAAAUUUGCAGAACAUUGCUGGACAUGACACCAAGCUCCUGGACAGUGUGAUCGGCUCUGCUACAGCUUGUGCAAACGUCUCCAAAAGGUUGAGAGAUCUCACCCAGACCUCAGCUGGAUGUUUGAGCAGUCCUCUGGAUCUCUUGGUGAUCGAAUUCUCGUUGUUGAGCGCAGCAUACAAGACUUCGAGCAAACAUCUCAAGCAGAAGUCGGUUGUUAGCUCGAAUGCCACACCUGUUCUCAAGUUCGCACAAACCGGUUGCCACAGGGUUGCCGCAGAGUUGCCGACGAUCAUCGACAAGAUUGGAGAGUGGGACAUACUAGCGCCCGAGUGCUCCUUCGACCGUCUGGAUUUGCUUUCUGGCCAUCUUAAAGAGUACAAGGCACACCUGAACUUGCUGAAUGGCAUCUUGGAUCUUAGUGGGCAUCUUUCCCAGAAGCCUGCUCCACAUGAGUCUCCCGAAUCUGUCAUCGUCCCACCUUUACCGAAGUGCAAGGCUUGGGGCCUGCCUGAUCCCACGUUCGAUCAGUACAAGGCAAGAUCCGAACGCUGGAAAGCCGCUCGCGAGGCACAAGUCAUGAUGGACCGCUGGUCUGCGAUGUGCAUGGCUUCUUUUCGGUCCAUACGUGAGCUUCUGCAAUGGAAGAGGGCUCGUUUGGAAGAUUUAGCGACCCCAAAGACUUCACAUGGACUGCUUCGAAAGAGCGUACUGGAAGCAACGUCUGAAGAUCUCCCAGAUGCAGACGACUGGUCAUCCACACAAUCCACCAUGGGUAUCAUGACCCCGACCGAAGAUUGGAGCGACCUUGGCAGCGAUACUACAGAGACCGCUCGCCCUCCGUUCAUCACAAGAUACAGCUUGCAGCGUUGUGCAUACGCCACAGCAAGCUUCGCGAGACUGGUCGAGGAACUCAGGCUGUACCCUGGUCCUGACGUGACUACCGAUGUCCAACGCAUGUACAAUUCUUACAACGCUUUGCUGGUCCACUUGCUCCACACGUUUGAUACAUCGACGUUGUCUCAGAGCGCACAGCCCUUGAAAGGGGUCAAGACAGUCGCUCACCUGGAUCUGUAUGAAUGCCGCUCAGCAGCAGAAACAUUCCUGAACAGAGUGGAUCAUGUCGAGCGGAGUUUCGGUCAAGCGCCAAGCUCAACGCCUGUCAGUACAGAUGAUUUCUGCUUCUUGUGCAGAGAGCUCGACCUUCUUGCUCGCUGUUUGAAACAAAAAAUAGGGGCUCCGAAGCCAGUUCCAAACGAAAGACCAGUACCUGUUAGAGAUUCCCUCUUGACUCUAGACGUCCGUGAGCCAUUCAUUCUAGAGACUCACAGCUUGAACACCCACGUCGACAGGCUCCUCAACACCAUCGUUGAUAGCAUGGAGUCGACGCCGACUGACAAGGACAUCAUGAAGUUGGUCUUCCACUGGACGACCUUGGACGAGUGCGACGUCUUCAAGCGUGAGGACGUGAUGAGGAUGUAA